AUGGCGCCAGGAACAAGACGCGCUGGCCGCAGCGGCUACGCCGAGCACGACGAUUUUGAAGGUCUUCCCGUCCGUCAAUGGCGACCGGAAUGGGUCAACGUCGCGCCUCCGGUGCAGCAGGAGCAGCAGCAGCAAAACGACAUCUGGGCCAUCGAGCUCAUCCACGGCAUGCCCAAAGAUGCGACACUGCUGCCGCCGCACACGCAAGAGCUUCUGCGCGCUGCGCGUUCCGGCCGGCUAUACAAGCGCCCGCACCCAAACGAGGAUGAGGAGGCGGAUAACGAGACCAGUAUGCAGGACAAACUCGAGAAGAAAGAGGAGGAUACAAGCGCGCAGGGUUACCAGAUCAGGGUUUGGAAGCAGCUGCCGAAGAACGUCGAGGCACCGGAGAUUUCGCAUCUCGCUAAGCGUAGAAAGAACACCGUCACCACAGCUAGCCGAACGAUAGAGGAGAAAGUCCAAGGACCGACGGUGACCAGGGCUACAGUCCGGCGGAUGGAUGCAGCCGGAAACCCAUACACGGAGGAAGUUACUCUGUCUGACGGCCAACGGGUAGAUGGUGAAGUCAUAUCAACCAGGGUCGAGGCCAUUCCCGCGGCGCAGCCAGAUACCUAUGCGGCCAUGUCACAGGCAGCAGCCAGAAGGAGGCCGCCGCCACCCAAGAGAAAAGCAAAGGCUGGGCCUGGGCGAGGCAAGAAGAAGUCAAAACAGCAGCCCUCUGCAGAUCAGCAGGCGGCCAGAAGUGUGCCUGCAGCGGCUGGAGUCGCAGCAGCAGUCAAGACUGAAGGCAAUGGAGGAGUCACACUUGUGCAAAACGAAAACGCGCCUCCGAAUGUGGACAGUGAAAUUGGCGAUGGAGAAGGCGACGGUGAUGAAGAGGAGGAUGAUGAUGAAGAGGGCGACGACGGUGACGAAGGCGAAGAUGGAGAAGAAGGCGAAGGCGAUGAAACUGGUUUUGUCGAUGAAUCCAUCCUAGAAGCUCCCAGGGAUCACGAUGAAGAGAUGAUCGAUGCGUCUCACAUACUUGAGAACCCUGAUACUGAGAUGAAGGAUGAACAGCCAGCGCCAGAAGAGCCAGCACCAAGAGAGCCCUCGCCUCCCAAGCCAGCAAAUCCUACGCUCGAACUACCCCCGGAAAACCCUCUUUCUCUGCCAAUCAAGCACGAAGACACACCUCCUAGGAAUGCCGUCAUUGUGCCCUCUCCAUCUGCGCCAUCGGUGAGCACCGAGCCCGAGGCCGCAAUUGCUCAGCCCUUCCUGGAUUUGCCUGGUGUUGACAACACGGCCGACUCUCUCAUCGCUGAGCCACCUUCAACAAUCGUUGGAGAAGCCCCUCUGGAGGCUAUUGAGCGAGAUAUUCCGCAUGAUGAAGCUACCCUUGAAAGAGCCCUUGAAAGACCCGUCGAAAAAGAAGCCUUGCCUCCUCCCGAUCAAGUAGGCAAUAUCUCAAGCCCGAGGGCUGAGGAUGAAAGCUUCCGAGUCUCUGAUGAAGCCUCCAAGGGCCAAACCAGCGUCCAACCCGAUGUCAGCGUUCAAAGACCGAUGAUAAUGCAUCAGCUGUCUACAAUGACCGAGGAUACCAUCAAGCCGGAGGACUCAGUCUCAGUAACAGCUCCUUUGCCUGGAUCCGAGGCACCUUCGGAAAUUGGAAACGCAUCGGUAGAGGAUGGAAAGGAAGAAGCUGCUCCUGCAAGCACAAGGGCUGAUUCAACUGAGCCGCAGGUGGCUGCUCCUGAAGCAGGGGACAAUGCUCCUAUGGUCCAAGAGGACGAGCCGGAUCUGCUUGGAGGUCUGAUGGGAGAACUUGAUCGCCAGGCAGCUGCGUCACAGCUGUUGGAAGAAUACGAGCGUUUAUAA
Messenger RNA from Trichoderma gamsii, 1857 nucleotides. RefSeq lists its product as hypothetical. The record is from RefSeq and is a predicted model, not a curated record. Lineage: Eukaryota; Fungi; Ascomycota; Sordariomycetes; Hypocreales; Hypocreaceae. The transcript has 5 exons. Bases 1 to 1857 code for a protein of 618 amino acids.